Prosopis cineraria is the source of this 2916-nucleotide messenger RNA. RefSeq names its product probable leucine-rich repeat receptor-like serine/threonine-protein kinase At3g14840. Gene Ontology annotation, molecular function: protein binding; ATP binding; protein kinase activity. NCBI's taxonomy places the organism in Eukaryota, Viridiplantae, Streptophyta, Magnoliopsida, Fabales, Fabaceae. Gene Ontology annotation, biological process: protein phosphorylation. The transcript is spliced from 23 exons. The record is from RefSeq and is a predicted model, not a curated record. Bases 180 to 2816 code for a protein of 878 amino acids.
AGCUAUGACAACGCUGUCCUUUGCAACUGCUCUCUUGGUGAUAGUUUCUGUCACGUUACACAUAUUCGGCUGAAAUCACAGAGUCUCCCGGGGACUCUCCCGCCAGAACUGGUGAGGCUACCUCACCUCACAGAGAUUGACCUCACUCGCAAUUACCUUAACGGUACAAUCCCUCCAGAAUGGGGCUCCAUGCAACUUUCCAUAAUUUCGGUUUUUGGAAAUCGUUUGACGGGUACAAUCCCACCAGAGCUAGGAAACAUUACCACUCUCCGGAGUUUGGAUCUGGAAAUCAGUUCUCUGGAAAUCUUCCUCCGGAGCUUGGAAAUCUUACCCAGAUUGAAAGAUUGCUGCUUAACUCCAAUAAUUUUACUGGAGAGUUACCUACCACAUUAGCCAAUCUCACUGCAUUGCGGGAGUUUGGAAUUUGCGACAAUCAAUUUUCUGGAAAGAUACCGGAUUUUAUUCAGAACUGGAAGAGUCUCGAGAGAAUGAGGAUUCAAGGGAGUGGUUUAAGCGGCCCAAUUCCUUCUGCAAUUUCACUUCUAGAAAAUCUAACUGAAUUGAUAAUUAGUGAUCUGAAUGGAUCUGAAUAUUCGGCGCCUUUGCCAGAACUUGGUAAAAUAAGGAAGUUGGAAAGACUGAUAUUGAGGAAUUGCAAUAUUAAUGGAACUAUACCUGAAUAUCUUGGGAACAUGACAGCUAUAAAAACUAUAGACCUCAGCUUCAACAAAUUGAGCGGACAUGUUCCAAACAGCUUUGCAAACCUGAAGAGAGAAUACAUAUUUUUGACAGAAAACCUUCUCGAUGGACCAAUACCUCCAUGGAUAGGUAACGCGCCGGAAACAAUUGAUAUAGAUCUUUCAUACAAUAAUUUCAGCGUCGAUAGCUCAGGGCAGCAGGCAUGUUCAAAAGAAAAUGUGAACAUUUUUACAAACUCGUCAACAGGCGACUUGGGAAAGCCUGUGUGCUCGAGAAGCAGCAGCUGUUCUAGAAGAUGGCGCUCUCUCUAUAUAAACUGUGGUGGAACCGUGGCAACAGUCAGUGGAAAUAAAGCAUAUGAAGAUGAUUCAAAUAAAGCUGGACCGGCUAGAUUCCUCCAGCCGGGUGAAAACUGGGCUCUUAGCACCACUGGUUAUUACUUGGAUAGUACAGCUAAUUCAAACAAGCUUGUAUAUUCAAAUGGGUCGAGGCUUUCUAAGAUCGAUGCUCAGCUGUAUAUGAAUGCACGCGUUUCUCCCAUUUCUUUGACUUAUUAUGGGUUUUGCCUAGAAAAUGGAAACUACAGAGUAAACCUCCAUUUUGCAGAGAUAGUGUUCACUGACGAUCAAACAUAUGGCAGCCUUGGAAGACGUAUAUUCGACGUCUACAUUCAGGGAAAGUUGGUGCUAAAGAAUUUCAAUAUUGCUGAAGAAGCAGGAGGAUUUGGGAAGGCAAUAACAAGGCCAUUCCCUACUGUUGUCACUGGUAAUACCUUGGAGAUUAGAUUAUAUUGGGCUGGAAAAGGGACAACUGCCAUCCCAUUUAAAUCAGUAUAUGGUCCUCUUAUAUCAGCUAUAACAGUGGAUUCUGACUUUGGAGAAAAUGGAAUAUCUCCAGGGGCUGUUGCAGGAAUUGUUGCUGCAGGAGUAGUUAUUGUGAUCCUGGUAUUUGGUGUACUUUGGUGGAGAGGCUGUAUAGGACCAAGAAGUCCGCUAGCCAAAGCAGAUCUUAAGGGCUUGGAUCUUAAAACUGGCAUAUUCACCUUGAGGGAUAUCAAAGCAGCAACCAACAACUUCAAUGCAGCUAAUAAGAUUGGAGAAGGAGGGUUUGGUUCUGUUUAUAAGGGCAUUCUCCCAAAUGGCACAAUGAUCGCAGUUAAGCAGCUAUCUGCUAAAUCAAGACAAGGGAAUCGUGAAUUUAUAAAUGAAAUAGGCAUGAUUUCUGCAUUGCAACACCCCUGUCUUGUAAAGCUUUAUGGCUGUUGUGUUGAUGGUGAUCAAUUAUUGUUAAUAUAUGAGUUCAUGGAUAACAAUAGCCUCGCUCGUGCUCUAUUUGGCCCAGAAGAAUUUCAGUUAAAAAUGGAUUGGCCAACAAGGCACAAGAUUUGUGUUGGUAUUGCUAGAGGUUUGGCUUACAUUCAUGAAGAAUCAAGAUUGAAGAUCGUCCAUAGAGACAUCAAGGCUACUAAUGUGUUGCUUGAUAAAGAUCUCAAUCCCAAAAUAUCUGAUUUUGGUUUAGCAAAGCUUGUUGAAGAGGAUGAUACACAUAUAAGCACUCGAAUUGCUGGCACUUAUGGAUAUAUGGCACCUGAAUAUGCAAUGCAUGGUUAUUUAACCGACAAAGCAGAUAUCUAUAGUUUUGGAAUUGUUGCUUUAGAAAUUGUCAGUGGGAAGAGUAACACCAUUCACCUAGCAAGGGAGGAAGCAUUCUAUCUUCUUGACUGGGCACGUCUCUUGAAACAAAAAGGAAAAUUAAUGGAGUUAGUUGAUCGAAGGUUGGGAUCAGACCUUGACAAAGAGGGGGCAAUGAUGAUGAUUCAAGUGGGUCUCCUGUGCACCAAUGUCAGCCCAGCGCACAGGCCUACCAUGUCUACAGUGGUAAGCAUUCUUGAAGGCAAAAGUGUAGUUGAGGAGAUAGUUACAGAGUCAAGUGAUGUAUUGGAUGAGAAGAAGUUGGAGAUGAUGAGGAUGUAUUACAAUGAGAUAGAAGAAAAUAGGAUGACUGAGAUUCAAGGGCCAAGUACAUCAUCAGCGGACGAGCCAUUUGCUUCAUCAACAUCAGCAACAGAUCUCUAUCCUCUACAUUUGGACUCCUCUUACUGGGAUAAAAGGUCCUAGAGAAUCUUAAUUAUUAUCUUUAAUUUCUUUCUUAUAUAAUUUCUCUUUAAAAUUUAAUUAAUAAAUAUAUUUGUAAAAUAAAUUUAAUGUUAAUCGACUU